AUGGCUCGACUGACAAAAUACUUAAAAUUUUUAUUCCACGUCAUUAUUUUGGUCCUAAUCAACUACUUUAUUAAGAAUCAGAAACACAUCAAGAUUGAGAAAAGGAUUGAGCGAUAUAUACCGGACAUGAAGCAUAUACUUAUGUGGACAAAACUUUCAAAUGUUGAAGUAGAAGGGCAACGAUAUUUUAUAACUCAUAAUUGUCAUCUUAUAAAUUGUUACUUCACGUCAAACCGAAGCUUCUUUAUGGACCUCAGGUACUUCGAUGCAAUUGUCUUCAAUGUCCAAGACGUCAGCAGACAAUCUAGUGAUUUACCAGAAGUGAGAAGUAUAGUUCAGAAGUAUAUAUUUGCGGCGAACGAUUCUUCUGACAAUUAUCCUGUAUGUAGUCCUGUUUAUGACUAUUACUUCAACUGGACCUGGACUUACAAGCGUGACUCAUCCAUCCCCUAUAAAUUUAUCAGCGUCUACAACAUCCACAAUGAAGAACUCGGUAACAACAUUCUUUGGGACAAUUUUGAAACGGUACCAGUUUCCAAGCAGUUCAAAAGUUCUUUAAGUUCAAAAUCUGCUGCCGCUGCUAUUUAUCUUGACAAAUGUAUUACUUCUGGCAAGAGAGAAAUAUUUUUAAAGAAUUUGAAGAUAUGUCUAGCAACGUAUAAUCUUACUCUCGAUGUAUUUGGUCCUUGUGGUACCAUGAAGUGUGGAAGGACCUCGUUGAAGUCUUGCUACUAUAGAAUAAGAACUACCUACUACUUCUAUCUAGCUCUAGAAGAUUCUAUAGCAGAUGACUAUAUCACCAAAACUGUCCUGUUCGGUUAUAAUAAUCUUGCUGUGCCUGUUGUGCUGGGAGGAGCUGAAUACAACAGGUUUCUACCCCCAUACUCCUAUAUAGAUGCAAAGCUGUUAGGAGAAGAGCUCACAGCAAAACUGAUGUACGAAGCGAUUCAAAAUAAGACAAAGUACUAUGAAUUCUUCAACUGGAGAAACCACUACACCAUUAAGGAGUCAAAUGUCCUCGAUGCAUGCAGCCUCUGCCAGUUCCUCAACAAUGAAGGCUGGUUGAAGACCGGGACGGUUUAUACAACGUUUAGAAAUUGGUGGAACCCAUUCUAUACUGAGCGUUGUCACCGUUUCGGACUGACAGCGAAAUUCCAAUUUUGA
This is a messenger RNA of Spodoptera litura, 1164 nucleotides long. Its product is annotated as lewis-type alpha-(1,3)-fucosyltransferase. The record is from RefSeq and is a predicted model, not a curated record. NCBI's taxonomy places the organism in Eukaryota, Metazoa, Arthropoda, Insecta, Lepidoptera, Noctuidae. Gene Ontology annotation, cellular component: membrane. Gene Ontology annotation, molecular function: fucosyltransferase activity.